Messenger RNA from Brassica napus (rape), 2702 nucleotides. RefSeq lists its product as uncharacterized. The coding region runs from base 1089 to 2462 and encodes 457 amino acids. Lineage: Eukaryota; Viridiplantae; Streptophyta; Magnoliopsida; Brassicales; Brassicaceae. The transcript has 2 exons. The record is from RefSeq and is a predicted model, not a curated record.
GAAAGGAAGACUUCUCGAGUUCUGUUUCCAUGUAUACAAACAAUGUAAUCUAAAAGUCAAAUAUUUAUUUGUUUGUAGCCAAUCUCUAGGGAAACGUUAACAAAUAAUCAGACGUUUGAACUUUGAAGAGCGUUCACCCCUUAAACCAGUUAACAAUUGAUAAUAAGUCAAUUUUAAUUUUGUUGUCUAUAAAAAUACUGAAAUGCUAAUUACUCUAAUGAUACAUUGAGGCAGUGUCGAGACUUUUCUUCGAAAGACUUUGAACAAAUGGUCGUCUCAAUUAGUGUAUUCGGAGAAAAAGAAAGAAGAUUAGUGCACAUGAUCAAACGUUGCGUGGCUCGGAAAAGGACAGAAGAACAUGCGUUAUAUUACCAAUAAAGUCGGUCCACUUCACUUAGUGUUUAUUUGGGUCACGUAAGACUCUUUUUCUCAUUUUGUACUUUGUGUAUUUCAUUUGUUUUAUUGCUUUUAGAAAAAUAGUCGAAACUUGAAACACAACCACUACUCACGUUUUGCCUGAAGAAUCAUUUACACUAAUCACUAAUGCAAAUUUGUUUGUCUCUGAUCUUCUUGUAUUCUAAUGUCUAACGAUGUCAUUUUCUAUGCAUAGCCGGUUAAGUUUCCAACAGCAAAACAAAAGUAGUUAGUUGUUAAUCUCAUCAUUAGUUUUUAAUCAAAUCUUCGUGUGGUGGGAUUUGUUAUCAAGCUCAACUAUAUGAAAUGAAAACAUUAAAGAUCUUACAUUAAAUUCCCUCAGCUACAAAUAUUGAGAAAGUGAUUUUAGAAAAGAAAAAUCAAAGAGAAAAGUCUCUUUAUUGACAAUUAUUUAUCUAAAUUCAUCUCCUAUUUCCCUAAACUCAAGCCUUGAAUAUCGGCGCCCCAAAACAUUCGGCGACCCGAUAUACAAUAAACUCUAUUUAUUUUCCUCAUUAAUCUACAUCUUUAAUAAGAACAACCACAGUCUCAAACACUUAGACUGGUCUCUUUUUCAUGUUCGUUUCCUAUUUUUUGCUCCUUGAUCAUCUCAUUUUAUUUUAUUUUAUUUUUGAUAGCUUUGUUUCUUUAAUCUUUUUUUUUCUUUAUCAAGAAUGGAGGGGAGCAAACUGAAUUUGUAUUCUCCGUUACCAUCAAUAAGGCGAAUUUCAAGUAAAACAAAGCAUUCAAGUGAAUCAAAUAACAAGAAGACCAUUAUUACAAGACCAGAGCUUCGAUCAUGUCUGAGCAAAGAACAAGAAACGUCGGUUUUUGUAUUAUCAGACCAGAGCUUCGAUCAUCUAUCCGAACCAGCUUCAGUUCCUUUUAUGUGGGAACAUACCCCUGGAAAACCAAAAGAUGACAUGGCUACACUGAUUCAAGAAUCAGGUUUACUAGAAACCGAUGAUGAAGAAGAAGAAGAUUUGUAUACAGUUUCUUCUGAUGGAACCUUCUCUGUUAACUGCAGCACAAGUGGAGUAAGCGACAUCGAGAAGAAUGGUGAGAAGUCUGACGAUGCGUCGUCUAGAGAAAGUCUCGAUCAAAUGAUGUCAAGAUUCUUACCAGCUGCUAAAGCAAUGGCUUUCACACAUCAAAAACGCUCUUCAGAGCAAAAGCAUUUCGCUAUUGUUCGCCAAAGAAGUCGAGUAGUCGCAGAACAUGAGCAUUUCGCUAUUGUUCAGAGCCUUUAUGAUGAUUUAAACAUUGAUGAUGAUGAUGAUGAUGAUGACGACGACGAGGAUGAUGAGUAUGAUGUUGAUCACCGAAUCUAUCCUAAAGUUACUAUCAAGAAGGCUUGUGGGUUCUUGCCAAGGCUUUGUGCCAAAAACUCACUCAAGAUUUCAAACCCGGUUCCUUUGGUUUCAGUUUCAAACCGGGGUUUGAAUCAUUCUCGUGAACAAACCGGUUUACCAAACUGGUCAACUAGGCGUCUUUCCGGUUUUAUGUCUCCGUACCGAACCUCUUGUUCGGCUCCGGAGAAACCAGAGAGCUUCAAAAGGUUAAACAUAGGAAUCAGCAAGUCUCAAGAGCUGUGUCCAACAAGAACAAGAACAAGAGAGAUUCUUCCUAAUCACUCACAUUCUGGAGAAGUCAGAAUGUUGAGAAACUCUAUCUCAACUCCGCCGAGGAUCCAAGGGACGACCAUUCACGACACGAGGUUUCUUGCGGAGGAAGUAAUUAGAAGAAGAAGAAGCAGCAACAGGUCAGGGAACCUUUUGAAAACAUCGCCGAAAUGUACGGCGGCGAUAACUACGCCACCCUUACCAGAAACUCCGUCUCGGCCUUGGCUCCGACGAACACUCCUCCCGCCGGUGAGCCCUAGACCUUACGGCGUCGUGUUAGGUCAAGUUGGUGCUAAGAAACUGAAUCAAGAAAUUGUUGAAUCUACAAAAUGGGAAACGAUGGUUAAAACAUCUUAUGUUCACAACGACCACGUUCGUUAUUCUCAGGAGCUGACUGUUCAUCCAUCUCGCCAGAAAAUUACAUAAAAACAGAGAAAUUACUUCUUCGUUUUUACUUUACAAUUAAAUUAAUAAAUAGCUUAAAUUUCGGGCUCUUAUUUUUCAUGCAGGCAACACGAAUUUACCUGAGAUUGGUUUUUUUUUGGUUAUAUAUUUGUGUGUGUGUGUUAUGAUAGUGGGCUUUGUUAUUCUGACCACGUGUUUUGUAAUUGAAGACCUAAAUGUUCUUGAUGUUUGAUAAAACAUAGAUAAACCGGUUAUGACUAA